Messenger RNA from Trifolium pratense (red clover), 551 nucleotides. Its product is annotated as cysteine proteinase inhibitor B-like. The transcript has a single exon. The coding region runs from base 33 to 425 and encodes 130 amino acids. NCBI's taxonomy places the organism in Eukaryota, Viridiplantae, Streptophyta, Magnoliopsida, Fabales, Fabaceae. Gene Ontology annotation, molecular function: cysteine-type endopeptidase inhibitor activity. The record is from RefSeq and is a predicted model, not a curated record.
ACACAAAAGCUGCAACUCUCUCUGUUUGAUCCAUGGCGGCGGCGGCGACAUUAACAAUAACAUUGGUAACAGCAUGGCUAGUACUAUGUACUACUUCAUCCUACGCAACUCGCAAGGUUGGUGGCAAAACAGAGAUCUCAAACGUGAGAACAAAUGAGGAGAUACAAGAACUCGGGAAAUUCUCAGUGGAAGAGUAUAACCGGAGUGUGAAAAUAUGGAAAGAAGGGGAAGGGGAAUUAAGGUUUGUGGAAGUGGUGGAGGCACAACAACAAGUAGUUUCUGGAAUCAAAUACUAUAUGAAGAUUUGGGUUACACAGGUGAAGAGUGAUGGUGUUGAGGAUCCUACUAUGUUUGAUUCUGUUGUGUUGGUUAAACCAUGGCUUAGUUCUAAACAUCUUCUUCACUUUGCUCCUUCACCACAAUGACGGUUUAAUUCUAGUUUAGUUACUUAAUUUGGUUUCAUAUAGCCACUACUUAAUCAUGUACUAAAUCAAUUUUCAUGUAUGUAUCAACUAUGAACUACAUGUAUCAAUCAUUUAACUUCUCUAGUA